Westerdykella ornata is the source of this 2250-nucleotide messenger RNA. Its product is annotated as glycosyl transferase. Gene Ontology annotation, cellular component: Golgi apparatus; membrane. The record is from RefSeq and is a predicted model, not a curated record. Gene Ontology annotation, molecular function: alpha-1,2-mannosyltransferase activity. The transcript is spliced from 5 exons. Gene Ontology annotation, biological process: protein N-linked glycosylation; cell wall mannoprotein biosynthetic process. NCBI's taxonomy places the organism in Eukaryota, Fungi, Ascomycota, Dothideomycetes, Pleosporales, Sporormiaceae. The coding region runs from base 497 to 2005 and encodes 502 amino acids.
CGCCAGAGUUUCGGCCCGUCACAGUGUCUGCUGUGCUACGUAUCAUUCACUGCGCGCAGGUUCGUCAGACCUGUUCACAUUUCACCGAUUUACACCUACGAGAGCGUCACCAGCCUGGAUGGCACGCGUGUGCCCACCCCCCUCCAACCCCUUGGCCUUGAUCUACGCCAAUCUUCGAGACUGAGAACCCUACGAAGAAACCUCGUGCUCCUUCGACGUGUCCAGCCAAUCUUCCAUACCUGUUAACUAGUCACCCAACAGUUCGGAGGAUUCUUGGGGUAUACUUGGGGCUGCCGAGGUCCCUCCACCCUCUCCACCCUCUCCCUCCGUCGGUCGUUACCUCGUUCGUGUCCCUAACUCGACCACGCCCCUUCGUAUGCUCGAGACCAGUCAACACGAGCAGAUUCGGCAUUCUAUAGGCCUGGGCGGAGGAUCCUUAUCGCACAUUGAUUGUUAGAGGGGAAGGACUUCGCACCUGUGUGCGGCGAGCUGGAGAAUGAGCUUCCUAGACAGCGUUUAUGGAAAGCUACCUUCCUCGCAAGGGACUCUGGGCAGACUCGACAAUGUCUCCCGCCGUGUCGAGGAGAGAUAUCCCCGGUUCUCAGUCUUCCGUCGGAGAGUACGAUUGAAGGGAAACUCGGCUGUCUCAAUACCGCUGGGCAUUGUUCUCAUAUUCCCUACCAUUGUGAUAAUAAUAAUAUUAAUCCUUGUCCUGCGGAAUCGAGACUCCGGCGGGAUGAUGAUGCCUUCCGGCACGCCACCUCAAGUACGGAAAAUAAGCGAAAAGCACGACAAAGUCUUUGUAACGGGCUGCCUGGAACCCCAAGUCAACGGACCGAGAGCAAAUGCCGCAUUCGUCGUACUUGCCAGAAACAAGGAGCUGGACGGCGUUGUACAGUCGAUGAAGUCGAUAGAAAGGCAUUUCAACCGCUGGUUCCACUACCCCUAUGUCUUCCUGAACGACGGAGAGUUCAAUGAGACGUUCAAGGAGACGGUGUUGAAGCACGCGAGUGCGCCAGUAGAAUGGGGGAAGAUUUCACCGGAGAUGUGGGGAUUCCCGGAUUGGGUUGAUCCAGCCGUGGCGAAGGAGGGGAUUGCAAAACAGGGCGAUGCGGCGAUCAUGUAUGGUGGUAUGGAGAGCUACCAUCACAUGUGUCGGUUCUACUCUGGCAUGUUUUACAAGCACGAGCUUCUCCAAAAGUACGAGUGGUAUUGGAGACUGGAGCCAGAGAUCAAGUAUUUCUGUGACAUUACAUACGAUCCAUUCAUACACAUGAUUCGAGAGAAGAAGACGUACGGUUUUGUCAUUGCCGUGAAAGAACUGAAAGAGACAGUUCCCAACAUUUUCCGUUAUGCAUCCGCUUACAUGAGGGUAAACAAUCUAACAUCCAAGGGACUCUGGGAAAUGUUCGUCGAGAAACCUGAGAAGCCGGAAGACGCGGCCAAGGACAAGAAGAAGAAGAAGAAACCACCGCCGCAAGGAAUACUCAACUCGGAAUCUGGACUGCCCGAGAUUGACCCGGAAGCAAUGGAAGGUGAGAAAUACAACAUGUGCCACUUCUGGAGCAAUUUCGAGAUUGCUAGUCUGGAAUGGCUGCGCAGCAAAGAGUACAACGACUUUUUUGAGAUGAUGGAUCGCAGCGGGGGAUUCUGGAUGGAACGAUGGGGAGAUGCACCGAUCCAUUCGCUUGCUGCAGGGGCGCUCCUGAGCCCUAAGGAUAUCCAUUACUUCCGCGACUUUGGCUAUCGGCACACGACUAUCCAGCAUUGUCCAGCCAACGCUCCGAAUCGACAGCUUCCAAGAAUACCGUUCCUGGAGAUGACGACAGAGGACGAGAAGAAGCGGAAGGAAGAGGACGAGUACUGGGCUACUCCAGAUCCGCCUAGGGAGAACGGCGUUGGUUGUCGAUGCAGGUGCGAUACGGACGUCGUUGAAGUCGAAGGCAAGGAGGGAAGCUGUCUGCCCGAAUGGGUGGAGGUUGCAGGAGGUUGGGCGUCACCCUGAAGGCCUCAGCAGCCGACCAGGCGUUCGGAAACAUUCCUUAGUGCAUCCCGUCGCUUCAUGAUGGCGCUGGGGAGUUUUCAGCUGUGCAUAUCAUGUCAUGACUCUUUUAUGGGACUGUGCUUGGGGAGCUUGCACUGUAGAGGCGUUCUGCGAAUAUGACAUGUAGACUACGCUUUUUGUUAGGAGCCAUGAAUAGUCAGCAAUGCCCUUCACGCUUUGGCGAGGGUCCAUCUCAGUCAAAUCAC